Molecule: messenger RNA, 1112 nt
Organism: Neomonachus schauinslandi (Hawaiian monk seal)
Lineage: Eukaryota; Metazoa; Chordata; Mammalia; Carnivora; Phocidae
Gene: LAMTOR1
Product: late endosomal/lysosomal adaptor, MAPK and MTOR activator 1
Exons: 4
Coding region: 134-586 (150 amino acids)
Biological process (GO): positive regulation of MAPK cascade; lysosome organization; cellular response to amino acid stimulus
Cellular component (GO): lysosome; membrane raft; Ragulator complex
Molecular function (GO): molecular adaptor activity; guanyl-nucleotide exchange factor activity
Source: RefSeq, a predicted model, not a curated record
GGCUCUGGGAAGGGAUAGGCCGGGAGGCGGGUGGCUGCUUGCUGGAAGCAGCCACGGGUCAUGUGACCGGAAGGGCUCCCGACGGACGCCGUCCCUCCUCGGCGCCGCCUGAGUGCCCGGCCCGACCCCGGCCAUGGGGUGCUGCUACAGCAGCGAGAACGAGGACUCGGACCAGGACCGAGAGGAACGGAAGCUGCUGCUGGACCCUAGCAGCCCUCCUACCAAAGCCCUCAAUGGAGCUGAGCCCAACUACCACAGCCUGCCUCCCACUCGCACAGAUGAGCAGGCCCUGCUCUCCUCCAUCCUUGCUAAGACAGCCAGGGCAGACCGGCCUGACUGUCCACCCCCCUCCAUUCUCUUGGCCAGCACCCGCUUGGCUGUGCUGAGCAGCAGCCUGACCCACUGGAAGAAGCUGCCGCCGCUGCCAUCUCUCACCAGCCAGCCCCACCAAGUGCUGGCCAGCGAGCCCAUCCCCUUCUCUGACCUGCAGCAGGUCUCCAGGAUAGCUGCUUAUGCCUACAGUGCACUUUCUCAGAUCCGAGUGGACGCAAAAGAGGAGCUGGUUGUACAGUUUGGGAUCCCAUGAAGAGAGGGAUCCUUGGACAGCUCUUCUCUUCACCCUGUCUCCACCCUGCCUCCCCUGGCCCCCAGCCUCACUGCGGCUCACACAGUACCCUAACCUGCUACUAAUCACAGAGAAGAGUGUGGAGGAGAAGAGUGAGGCUGGAAGCCUCAGCAAGUGAGGACGGAGCAAGGGAGGGCAGAACCAUUUGGGACUGGCGUUCAUAGCCCUGGCCAGGGAUGAGGUGGGGAUCAAAAGGUUAGGGCCUAGUAGGUCUUCACCGUCACUGGGAAGGUGGAGGUACCACUGUGAGGGUGAUCCCUGGGGGGCUUAUCGGGGGCCCCUUCCCACCCUUUCUCUUGGCCUCACUCCUGUCCCCCUCUUCCUGACUUGGUGCUCACAUGCACCUCACGAGGGUUUGUGACCAGGGUCUGGACGAGCUUGAAUUUGAAUGAAUUGAGUUUGUAUUUCUAGCACCCUGGGUUUUUACAUGUUUGGGGUUUUGGGGUUUUGUUUUGGUUUGUCGCCCUCGAUAAAGGAAGUGUAUUCA